CCUGCACCCGAAAUGCAACAGCAGAUCUGGCCAUUGCGUGCCAGUGCCCUCUGAUCUGGCUGCCGUGUGAGUGAUCUCAAUCUCAUGCUUGCUGAUCUGAAUCCCGACAUCACCUCGGCAUGGAUGCUCCUCUGCGAUGUCAGAACCAUCGGCAGGGCCAUGGGGACGUGCACAACACUAGCGGCCUCCCUCCUCCCCAUCCCACAGCUGAUGCGGCGCGACUUCCCUUCUUUCUCGGCACUAUGCACCCACAUAGCGCAGCAGCAGCAGCAGCAGGAUGGCGGCAAUGAAGAUGACGUGAGCGCCUUCCCCCGCACAGACAGGGCGAGCAUCACGCGGCUGUACAAGCGCUUCUGUGCCACCCCAGCGCAGCGGCUGGCUCGGCGUGAUCUUACACCGAUGGACGAGCCGACGACGCGGGCUUCCUCCGUGUACCUCUUGUGCGACGUUUCGACGGAUGUGGGGCUCCUCCUGUCGCAGUGGCGUCGGCUGGAUGAGCUCACUCGGGACCUAUCCUUGUUCAAGGUCUCCUUCAGCGGACCUGCUGCCGUGAUGACCCCCAGGGCAGCCGCACUUCUCGAGAGGGGGUUUGCCGGCCUGCCGUCCAGAAGCCCUCACGUGUGUAUCCGCGCGGUGUGUCCCUUGACCAGCACCUUUGCUGUGCUGUUCCGCCAGCCUCUGCUGCUGCACACUCCGCCCGAUGCGACGCUUCACGAGCAGCAACAAGAGCGAGAGAGGGGGGAUGGCGAUUCGGCCGCGUGUGAGAGCGAGUGGCGGUUCGAAGGCAGUUUCGAGGAGAAUCCGACUUUUUAUUCUGCAUGGGGGUUGGUGAGGCAAGUGAGGGCCGACGUGAGGCUCGUCGACGGUGCCGGUGGUGGUGCUGGUUCUGGUGGUGGCGGCGGCGGAGUGCGCGUGGCGUGUGACGUGUCUAUGGUGAUCGAGGAGGCUUACCAGGGGAACGUGCUGCCGAUGCGGAGCGCACUGCAGGUCUUCGACUCACUCCUGUGGAACGACCUCUACCAGUAGACCGACCGAGUGGCAAUCAGUGCUGAGCGCAUUCACGCGACUGCGACUGAUCGAUGUCUGUGUGUAUUUGUCG
Molecule: messenger RNA, 1099 nt
Organism: Vitrella brassicaformis
Lineage: Eukaryota; Vitrellaceae
Source: the annotation of a GenBank genome assembly